AUGAAAAUCGAUAUUCUCUAUACACUUCUUGCGUUGACGUCUCUGUUUGCAGUUUGCUCCUCGCAUUGGAAUCCUCCCGUCCUAUCCAGACGGCGACUGCUGCCUCGAGAUUAUAGAAGUCCAAAGAACCUCGAUCCGGAGCGGAAUAAUAUUGACAGGCUCAACUGGAGGUUUCCUGAGGACCGUGACUCUAAGCCGCAGUUCGUCAUGCCCCCCUCUAAAGAGGCCGUUGGCAGCAACGGUGUUCGCGUUUCAGAUAUCUUGGGGAAGACUCGAGAGGUCAACAUUUUCGCCUCCAUGACUCGAGGUGAUGAGAAUAUCUCAAACCGUCUGGAUAAUGAUACCCAGGAUACGAUAGUUUUGGCCCCGAACAACGUUGCCGUCCAAGGCUUACCUCAUAAACCGUGGGAGAACCCUAGUGAUUAUGCCACCUUUGGAGUGCAAGCAGCGUAUGAAGGGGAGUCGGGAAAGAAACGAGCAAAUCAAAACUUGGAGAAGUUCAUCUUGGCUCAUUUGAUACCACAGGGCUCUUGGGAGGCUGGCAAAGAAGUUAAGACUUUGGGAGGCGCGAAAAUAUUUUGGGAAGAGAAAGAUGGGAAGAAAUAUGUAAGUCAUCAUAUUAUAGCGGUUCCCGGUUUAAUUGCUCCUAACUGUUGA
Messenger RNA from Trichophyton rubrum CBS 118892, 657 nucleotides. RefSeq lists its product as uncharacterized. Lineage: Eukaryota; Fungi; Ascomycota; Eurotiomycetes; Onygenales; Arthrodermataceae. The record is from RefSeq and is a predicted model, not a curated record. The transcript has a single exon. The coding region runs from base 1 to 657 and encodes 218 amino acids.